GGACGUCGUGGGGCGCUUCUUCGAGUUCCUCGAGCAGCUGGUGGGGUGUGAGCGCGCCUCCUACCGUACCCUGGCGGUGGAGGUCUCGUCCCUGAUGCUCGAGCGGGGCUCGGCGCUCGUGGCCGGCAACGCCCAGGAGCGCGCCGAGCUCGACGGGUGGCUACUGGGCCUUCUGGUGCGGCACUGCGCCGACGCGGCCCCGGGCGUCCGCUGCAGGGCGCUGGGGGGCGUCGCCGCGGCGCUGGAGGUGCUGCCGGCGUACCCGGAGGGCCUCGGGGUACUGCGGGCCAGCCUGGCCCCCCCGGCCCGGGCCGGGCGCCUCGACCUGCCGGGCCUCUUCCGCGCCGCCGCGACGGACGAGAAGGCGUGGGUGCGCCGCGCCGCGCUCGGCCUUCUCGAGAAGUGGCUGCGCGCGCCCGCGCUGGCGCGCGGGCCGGGCCACGCCGAGGGCCUGCCGCUGGAGCUGCUGGGCCACCUGGCCAACGACGACUCCGUGCUCGUGCGCCGGGCGGCGGUCUCGGGCCUCUCGGCGCUGCUGCGCGCGGGGGCCUCGCCCGAGGCCUGCCGCCUCUGGGCGGAGGGCGUCCUGCCCCUGGCCGCGGACCCCGAGGCCAGCGUGGUCGAGAGGGCGCUGGAGGAGAUCGACGCCGCCGUCCUUGCGCCUCUCGCGCAGCUCGGCGAAGGCGGCGGUGAGGGCGGCGAGGUGACGCCGCGGCUGCCGCCCGUGCUCCAGGCGCUGGACGCCGACCUCACCGAGCACCUGCAGCGGGCGGUGCAGUCAUGCGCGGCGCGGAAGC
Prorocentrum cordatum is the source of this 797-nucleotide messenger RNA. The record is from the annotation of a GenBank genome assembly. NCBI's taxonomy places the organism in Eukaryota, Dinophyceae, Prorocentrales, Prorocentraceae.